This is a messenger RNA of Nothoprocta perdicaria, 3533 nucleotides long. RefSeq names its product cytochrome P450 1B1. Gene Ontology annotation, biological process: progesterone metabolic process; hormone biosynthetic process. Gene Ontology annotation, molecular function: iron ion binding; heme binding; steroid 17-alpha-monooxygenase activity. The record is from RefSeq and is a predicted model, not a curated record. NCBI's taxonomy places the organism in Eukaryota, Metazoa, Chordata, Aves, Tinamiformes, Tinamidae. The transcript is spliced from 3 exons. Bases 1 to 1635 code for a protein of 544 amino acids.
AUGGAAGCGGCGAACAGCAGCAUGGCCCUGGAGCGGCUGGCCGACGGCCUGCGCAGCAUCCCGCCCUUGCAAAGCUCCCURCUGCUGCUGCUCUCGCUGCUCGCCGCCCUCCAGCUGGGCAAGCUGGCGCUGCGGCGGCGGGAGCAGCGCCACGCGCCGCCGGGCCCCUUCCCCUGGCCGCUCAUCGGCAACGCGGCGCAGCUGGGCAGCGCGCCGCACCUCUCCUUCUGCCGCCUGGCCGCCACCUACGGCGCCGUCUUCCAGCUGCGCCUCGGCCGCUGGCCCGUGGUGGUGCUGAACGGCGAGCGCGCCAUCCGGCAGGCGCUCGUGCGCCAGGGCGCCGCCUUCGCGGGCCGCCCGCCCUUCCCCUCCUUCCAGCUGGUGUCGGGCGGGCGCAGCUUGGCCUUCGGCGGCUACUCGGAGCUCUGGAAGCUGCACCGGCGCGCGGCGCACGCCACCGUGCGCGCCUUCUCCACGGGCAGCGCCGCCACGCGCCGCCUGCUGGAGCGGCACCUGCUGGGCGAGGCGCGCGCGCUCGUGGCGCUGCUCGUGCGCGGCAGCGCCGGCGGCGCCUUCCUCGACCCGUCGCGCGUGCUCGUGGUGGCCGUGGCGAACGUGAUGAGCGCGCUCUGCUUCGGCCGCCGCUACAGCCACGGCGACGGCGAGUUCCUGCGCCUCGUGGGCCGCAACGAGCAGUUCGGGCGCGCCGUGGGCGCCGGCAGCCUCGUGGACGCGCUGCCCUGGCUGCAGCGCUUCCCGAGCCCCGUGCGCGCCGCCUACCGCGCCUUCCGCGACCUCAACCGCGACUUCUACGCCUUCGUGCGCGGCAAGUUCCUGCAGCACCAGCGCAGCCUGCGCCCGGGGGCCGCCCCGCGCGACAUGAUGGACGCCUUCAUCCGCCUGCAGCGCGAGCAGCCGCGCCUGCAGCUCGAGCACGUGCCCGCCACGGUCACCGACAUCUUCGGCGCCAGCCAGGACACCCUCUCCACCGCCCUGCAGUGGCUCGUCAUCUUCCUCAUCAGGUAUCCAAAAGUGCAGGCUAAAAUGCAAGAAGAAGUGGAUAGGAUCGUUGGCAGGGACCGCCUGCCGUGUGCGGAGGACCAGCCUCGYCUGCCCUACGUCGUGGCUUUCCUCUAUGAAUCCAUGCGUUUCAGCAGCUUUGUGCCUGUUACCAUCCCGCAUGCCACCACAGCCAACACCUUCGUCAUGGGCUACCUCAUUCCCAAGGACACGGUGAUAUUUAUUAACCAGUGGUCAGUGAAUCACGAUCCAGCCAAAUGGGUUAACCCGGAGGCUUUCGACCCGUCRAGAUUCCUGGAUGAGAAUGGAUUCAUUAACAAAGACCUAACAAGCAGCGUGAUGAUAUUCUCACUGGGAAAGCGCCGCUGUAUUGGAGAGGAGCUAUCGAAGAUGCAGCUGUUUCUCUUUACCUCCAUACUGGUUCAUCAGUGCAAUUUUACUGCUAAUCCAAAAGAGGACCCUAAAAUGGACUUUACUUACGGGCUGACCAUUAAACCGAAGCCGUUUACUGUGAAUGUCACACUAAGAGAUACUAUGGAUUUGCUUGAUAAGGCUGUCCAAAGACUGCAAGCAGAGAAAACUGCCAAUGAAAAUCACUCCUCUGCAAAUACCUAAGCACAAAAUCCUGCAUCUAAAGAUAUUCCCUCUCUCUUUCUAGACUUCAGUAAGUUAUAGUUUGUUYUGGUGAUCUUUUUGGAAAAUAGACAACCUAACAAGCUACAAGAGCAGGAAGGAAAACUGCACAAGUCAUAAAUCACUCUUCUUUUUUAUUCUUAGACACAGAGCCAAGAAAACCAUUUAAUGUGUUAAAUGUUAAAUGCAAAAAUCUGCAUUUUGAAAGCAAGCUUUUUUUUUUUCCUAGCUUGUUCACAGAAUUUGUAAUGGUUAAGUGCUUUUUGUCUGCAGACUAGGUGGAGCAUCUCCAGGAACUGUUUGUACAAUCCUUUCUAUCUAUCCAUGCUCUAAUGCCUUAACUCUCAGCUCGCCUUCAGUUGAUUCCACAUUCCAAAGUGAAAUCUCAUAUUAAAACCAACAAAAACAAAAUCCACAGAACACUGUAGCCUCCCUCUGAGUUCGUGCUUCUGGAAGCUGCCAUAGGCACAUGGCAGGGCCUGUGUGUGACUGCUCGGGGCUACAUUAGUGCCUCUUUGAAAAAAAAAAGACUGUCAAAUAGUUUUGUUAAAAUGCCAAUGUAAAGUCUUGCCUCUAACAUUCCAGAGUGUUUACACAUAUGUCUAAAAAAAUAGAUUUGCUUAUGAGCACAACAUUUUUAAAUAAAAGUCAUAUUUUAUAUGAGAACAAACUGGGUGUCYUAAUCCAGUCAUUUUCAAUACGUUUUGAAAGGAAAGGUCAGAACUGGGAUGCCACCAGUAUUCUGCAGUAACGACAUGUCAUCUCCCCACCCUACGGCACAUAGGAAGUCCAGUUAAAAUCCACAUGGGCCAGAAUUGGCAGAAUGAGAAUCUGGGGGAGAGGGUCAUAUUGAAACUGCAGUGCCACAGGCUUCAGAUGAGGCACAAAGCAAACACAACAACUCUGCUCCCUAGUCACUCUGUUAGACUGAGUUAAAUGUCGUAGCCAAACAUUAAUUAUUAUGCCUUUUUUUUUUAGUAUGAUUUGUUUAGAGCAAAGUCACARAACAAAAACUGACAUUACAUAUCCCAUUAAAGUACCGCAUAGCUAAAGAAGUUGAAACUUUUCCRAGUUAAAGGACAUCAAGAGGAAAAAUAAAACUAUUAUUUUUAAAAGUAAAAUACAUACAUGGAACUUCGUGGCCUUGAGUCUCUGGCUGUUGUUUGUGUACACAACAUAGCCCAUACUGCUCUGAAGUGUGAACCCUCAUAGGUACAUACCAGCCUUUGGAAAGUGCUGGACGUUUCUUGAGGAGCCACAGGGCACCCUCGCAUAGCUGUGAAACCAGUCAGAAACAAGAGCACCUCUCCUGCAGCCUCUUGUGCUCAUGUUGGUACAAAACAAGGCCUUAGCUGACCUAGGAAACAAGGGCACCAUGGCAGUUACCAUCUAAGGUGGCUCUGCAGAGACACAGGCAAAUAAAGAUUUGCAUGCCUGGGUCUUCUGGUAUGUGCCCAGUGUAAUCAGCAGUUCCAGGGCUCACACGGACACUGAUAGGAGCUGGGUUAAUGACACCAUCCCCACCUCCCAAAAUAAGUAGAAACAUCACUCCUGAUAGCAGUAAGAGCCUGAAUGGCAUCUGAAGUACCCCACAGAGCAGGGCUGUGCUCACUUAACACCUCCAACGCCACGGGACACCUGCUAUCCCUCCCCAAAGCUAAACCAGUUUUGUUCGCUGCAAAAGGAGUAACCUCAGGCGCUCUUCUGAGUUGCAUACAAAACUGUGCUAGUCCAGAACUUAGCCUCUACCUGGGAAAAGCUUUAUAAGAUACCUGGCAUUUUCUUACGGAGAUCUACAUUAGAUCAAAYGCCAGCAAGACGUUUUCCUUGUACCUUUGUAAGCAUCAUUGAAAAAAGGAUUUAACCUACAGCAGCACAGU